GUUUAUUGCCUGUUUGUGUGCGUCACACCACAGCUGACUUCUCUCACCACAUCUCUUUAUUAUUUAUACAGACAUACGCUGAGCUGUGUAUAUGAGAACAUACUGAUAGAGCAAAUUUAAUUCUCAUUAUAAUCCCUGAAAAUAGUUCUACCUGUAAUUAUUAAAUUUUCUCAAAUGCAAAACAAGAAAAAUUCAGACACCUUGGAUUUUGUUAAAGUAAAUCACAUAAACAAAUUGAAGGGGCAAAAUGUCAUUACUGGUGACCUUCGUGGUUGGGAUUCCUUAACGUUUUAUGCCCUGCAGUGCAAAGGCAAGAAAAUAACUGGUUCUGCCAGAGAUAACAAGGCAGCCAGGGAAUUGUGCCCAAUCUGGCUGCCCAGUGAAACCUUUUUUUCUGACAGUCCACUUUUUCAAAGGUGCUCCAGUGUGAUCCAUUACCCAUAAUGCUUGCUGACAGAGCUGGUUGUAAACCCUGAUAUUUGGAAUGCAGAGCUCUGUCGCUAUAACAUGUCCGAAUAAUGGAGAGGAAAAAAACGAGCAUCUGUGGUAUAAAUAUGUAACGAUAACCUCAGCGGGGGCUACAGAAUCGGGGAUGAUUUUGCAAAAUGAUGAUAUGGCGCUUAAGUACUAAAUAUACUCUCUUCCUCCAAAUUUCUUUCUUUACCAUUUUUUGCCAGAAUUGCGAGUGAAUCACUGACACAUGACACGAUGAUUAAAUGGCAUUUAGUUCCAAUGUCGGGGAAGUUACUCACAAAAGUAAUCCAUUACAGACAGAGGAGGAAAGUUUGGGUCCAAAAAGUACACAUCCAGACCAAGCUUUUGUUUCAGCCAAGCAGUUGAGUACUGUGACUGUGACUCUUCAAUCAUUGUGCCAUGUGUCAGUGAUUCACGUGCAAUUCUGGCAAAUUCACCAUGUCAGCAGCUGAGAAGAGGCUUCAACCACCCAAGAGAAAACUGAAGUGUUACGCUUGAUUGACGGUAAAGAACGAAAUUUGGAGGAAGAGAGUAAGAAAGGGGCUCUAUGUUUGUCAAAGAAACAAAGCAGAAGUGAAAGUAAAUGACGGGGGAACAGAUGUGUCAUGUGUGACAUCGUCCCCUCACAAGGUGGGAUGACAGACCCACACGGCCGUCCGUAACAAGCAGUACAGUGCGGGUCCCAGAAAGGUGAGUGAAGCCGACGCCGCGAGGAGGCGGGAUCUCCGGGGUGACAUCACUGCCGGGUUGAAGGUCGGAGGUCAAGGCCUGAUCAGCAGCCCCACCCUGACGAAUAAACCAUUCUGGAUGGAGAUGGUCUGCUGUCACAACACUGCAAGGAAAUGAGGCUUGGUUUCUUCUCUCUCUCUCUCUCUCUCUCUCGCUCGCUCGCUUUCCUCUUGCAGUUCUCCUUAUUCCUUUCCCGGAGUGGAUGACCGAGCCGCGUUCUUGUGUUGGACGUACUGCCAUUGACCACGGUUCCUCAGGGAUAUCGAGGCCACGCCCUGCCUUUGCAGACCACCCACAAUGCAGGCGGUCGGGAUAGGCCUGGGACUUGAGCUACCCCCCACCCUUGACCCAGAGGGUCCAUCCUACUUUAACCUGGGCCUGACUGCAGCCUACAUGACCUUCUACUCGCUGAUCUUCAUCUUCGUCUACAUCCAGCUGUGGCUGGUACUACGAUACGGGCACAAGCGGCUCAGCUGCCAGACUGCCUUCCUGUCGCUGUGUCUCCUGUGGGCCUCCCUGCGUGCCGUGCUCCUCUCCUUCUCCUUGGGAGGCCCGGGGGCGGCGGCCACGCUGGACCCAUUCACCUUCUGGCUCCUGCACUGCUUCCCCACAUGCCUGCAGUUCUUCACGCUCAGCCUCAUGAACGUCUACUUCACCCAGGUGGUCUUCAAGGCAAGGUCCAAGUAUGUCCCAGAGCUCCUUAAGUACAGGCCCCCGCUGUACAUGGCCAUCCUAUUGGCCGACCUGUUCUUCCUGGUCGUGAACCUGACCUGCACUCUGCUGAUGAAGAUGACUGAAACAGACCCAAAGACCACUGCAUUGGUGCGUGUGGCUGUUAAUGACACCCUCUUUGUGCUCUGCGCACUCUCUCUCUCCCUGUGUCUCUGCAAAAUAAGUAAGAUGUCCCUGGCCAACACCUACCUGGAGUCCAAGGGAACGUCAGUCUGUCAGGUGACCGUGACUGCAGCCACCGUGGUCAUAUUGUACACCUCGCGAUCCUGCUACAACCUGGUGAUCCUGACACUCACCAGUGUCGGAAGCAUCAGCUUCGCCGACUCUGACUUUUACGACGUAUCUAACCAGGAGAGCCUGCAGACCACUUUAGGGGACAAGAGCUACAUCGUGUUUGGGGUGAUUCUGUUUGCGUGGGAGCUCCUACCCGCGUCCCUGAUGGUCUUUUUCUUCCGAGUGCGGCGGCCAGCACAAGAGAGGAGUGGACCUAGUCUUCCCGGACAUGGUUUUUCCUCCAGAGCCUAUUUCUUUGACAACCCGCGGAGAUACGACAGCGACGACAACCUGUUGUGGAACACAUUCCCUCACGAUGUCCGGGCCAGCUUCGUUGCAGGUUAUGACCGGAAUGGCCUCAACAACAGCUUCAUAAACUACUUCGGCAAUGAGGGGCUGCAUUCAUCCACUGCACAGGGGGCGCUAAAUCCUUACUGAUACACCUACAGCAGCACCACAGCCCUGCACCGGCGCCUGUCACCCCUCUGACCCGACGGCAGCUCCGCCUCUUGCUGUGCAUCAGGCCAAUCCCACCGCACCAAGAUGUGUGGUCUCAGCGCCCUUGUACGGAACUCUCCCUGGCGAGAUUCGGUGAACGUCAAUAGCCUCUGUUGUAGCGGGAUGGGUAACUGGGUAAGUGAGUUAGAGUUAAUGCUCAUGUCUGGAAGGUUGUGGGUUGGAAAAAAAAACAAGUAUCACUAAAUAUAAAUAAUGUUUCCUUGGCGGUUUGAUGAGGCACAGCCGAGACCUUAACCAGGUCUGCCGAGGUCUGUCAGUGACAUGACAACAAGCUAAGUGUGGCCUACAGAGAAACUGGUGAUUUUGAUCCUCCCUGUGACGCACAUGACCAUCCUGCAGAGCUGAGUGGCCCAUGGAAGAUGCUGCGCCAAUAAAAGUUAGCCAACACUGUGUCAGUACAUAUAGGACUUGCUAGCAAGAAGUUGCAAAGAAGAACACCUUAUCUAAAUAUCGCAUUCAAAUACUGCUGCUGUGUAUGUGAUACAGUUGAUGAUAUAUUGUUAAAUUUUGCACCCCGUGGUUUUUAAAAAGAAAUAUAAAUCCAGAUUGAGGCAAAGAAUAAUUCUCACCAUGUAUUUGAAUGUUCACUGUUCCACUUGUGAAAGUAUGUGGGGGGG
Molecule: messenger RNA, 3344 nt
Organism: Paramormyrops kingsleyae
Lineage: Eukaryota; Metazoa; Chordata; Actinopteri; Osteoglossiformes; Mormyridae
Source: RefSeq, a predicted model, not a curated record